AGCAGGCUCAACAUUACAUGGCAACAUUAUGAACAAAAUUGACCGUUUCAUAAACUUUUGAAAGAUAAAAAAGCAAAUUUCAUUGAAAAAUUUCCAUUGUUUUCCUAAUUUUCCUGGAAUAUGAAUCAGACGCAGUACAAGGUUGCAGACUCCAAACGCGAAGAAUUCAGAAAAUAUUUGGAGAAGGCUGGAGUACUAGAUGCUCUGACUAAAGUUCUUGUGUCUCUUUAUGAAGAACCAGAGAAACCAUCUAAUGCUUUAGAUUAUUUGGGAGCCUUUCUUCAUGGCGGACCUCCACAAACAGCAGAUGUACAGGACCUCAAGUUAAAUGUCGAGCAGUUACAACAAAUGAAUGCACAGUUAACCAAAGAGAAUGAAGAACUUCGUCUUAAACUUCAACAAUAUGAACCAACAGGAGAUGACCAAGGAGCCUCAGAGACUUGAUGGAUUCAAGAGUUUAAUACACUGUAACAUAUUGAAAUAGUUUAAGCAAUUUCAAUUUGGACUUUUUUGCUUAUUUUUUUCUUGCUUACUACAAGAAAAGUGCAUUUAUUCGUAUAUCUAAAUAUUGCAAUGUUUGACCUUGUGUAAUGUCAAUAAGCAUUAAUAUAAUGCACAGAUUUCAUAACCAUAAUCUUAAAAAAGCAUUUUGCCAAAAUUUGUUGAAAAA
Xenia sp. Carnegie-2017 is the source of this 670-nucleotide messenger RNA. Its product is annotated as c-Myc-binding protein-like. The coding region runs from base 121 to 444 and encodes 107 amino acids. NCBI's taxonomy places the organism in Eukaryota, Metazoa, Cnidaria, Anthozoa, Malacalcyonacea, Xeniidae. Gene Ontology annotation, cellular component: nucleus. Gene Ontology annotation, biological process: regulation of DNA-templated transcription. The transcript has 6 exons. Gene Ontology annotation, molecular function: transcription coactivator activity. The record is from RefSeq and is a predicted model, not a curated record.